Blepharisma stoltei is the source of this 691-nucleotide messenger RNA. Lineage: Eukaryota; Ciliophora; Heterotrichea; Heterotrichida; Blepharismidae. The record is from the annotation of a GenBank genome assembly.
AUGGAAAUGGCUCAGUCUGAUGAGCGAUAUCUCACAGUCAUCUCAGAAAUAGAAAAACAUAAAAAAUCCAAUGAAGCAAUGAGCAUCAGGCUGCAGCUUAAAAACCAAGAAAUCGAAAAGCUGAAAAGUUUAAUUAAUGCAAAACAAGAAAAUUUCAGUUUGCAACUACACACAAUCAAGGCCAUGAGAAAGCCAAUUUUAGCAGAUCCAGCAAUAAAUCAUGAGUUUACUGAUUUAAGGAAUUUAUUGGAAAGUAAAAAAACUGAGCUGAAGGCUUUGGAAUCGCAAAAUCAGGAAUUUAUAGGUAUUGCUAAUAGAAAUAAUUAAAAAAAAUAUAAAAAAUGCCUGAAAACUAAAGCAAUUCAUAGAAAAAUAGCAUAAACCUUUUAUAAAAGGAGGGAAACUGCAGUCAAAAUGGCAACAGCUCACAGAUGAAGCAUAUACAGGGUUUAAAGAAUUUGCUGAAGGAAAAGUGCAAGACUAUCACUUGGUUCUGCAGCUUGAAGGCCUCAAAGCUCAAGAAACCAAAAGCAGAAUUGAAGAAAACAAAGAAAUUUCAGAAAAUUUAGAAAAAGAAGCUCAGGCUUUACAGACGAUUAUAGGGGAGCUCCAAAAUAAAUAUAAAAGAAGCAUGGAUCAGCUUGAUUUGAUAAAGCAAGAAAUCAUUAGGCUAAGAAGGUCAGGGCAAUAA